This is a messenger RNA of Umbelopsis ramanniana AG, 956 nucleotides long. RefSeq lists its product as uncharacterized. Gene Ontology annotation, cellular component: cytoplasm. Lineage: Eukaryota; Fungi; Mucoromycota; Umbelopsidomycetes; Umbelopsidales; Umbelopsidaceae. The transcript has 7 exons. The record is from RefSeq and is a predicted model, not a curated record. The coding region runs from base 59 to 784 and encodes 241 amino acids. Gene Ontology annotation, molecular function: zinc ion binding.
GGUGUGCUUUGGGAAGUUAAGAGACGGACGGUGUACCAACUACAUAUUGUCAUUCUGCAUGGAGUUGCCGCAAGUUGGCAAGCAAUGUACCGAGGCAUCUUGCCGACAGCUAGAUUUUCUACCAUUCACUUGUCCAAAUUGCAACAAGGUAUUUUGCCAGGACCAUUGGAAACGAGAGGAUCACAAAUGUCCAAGCCUGCAAGAUCCCAAUGCCGACUUUAGAGUACCGACUUGUCCCAUAUGCCACAAUCCAGUGCCUAUCAAGCGUGGAGAGGACCCAAAUCUUAGGAUGAAUCAGCACAUUGAGAGUGGAUGCAAUGAUAGACAAACUAGUACAUCGCCGCCUUCAAACGUAUGUAGGCAACAAGGGUGCAAAACAAAGUUACUGGUCCCUAUGAUCUGUUCCAGCUGCAAACAAUCUUACUGCGUCAAACACCGCCUUGAGACGGAUCACCAGUGCACAGGUCGAAGAGCAGCUAGCGCCAGCCCGUCACGCAGCGCUAACUCGAAACGAAAUAUGACAAAGUUUUUCCACAAAGACGUUCCUCCACGGCCUGCAAGUACCCCAGCCGGCGCCAAUUCGAAUCGUGCACCUAGUCAUGCCCAUGCUCAAACUGGCUUAGGCAUCAGACCUAUUGAUAGAGAACACCAGCGGCAUAGACAGGUUCUUGAAGACAAAAUUAGACGGGGUGUGGCUUUAACGGAAUCUGAGCAAGUUGCUUUAGCAACCUACCGAUCGAACGAUUCUUCCUCCAGUGAUGGAAAGAGCUGCAUCAUUUCCUAACUUCUCUAGCUUCCUUCUUUUGCCUUUGCCUUACAUACCCCUUUUCAAACUAUCCACUAGGGUUCCCUUCUCUCCUUAAUGAUUACAUCUUUUGUUGCUACGGCAACUCAUUGCUAUCUUAAACGAAUACAUGCACCAUGUAUAUUCAGUAAAUUUCUACAGCAUUCGUUAU